AUGUACAACCCGCAAGGCCACUCGUCGAACCCGUACGGGGGCGGGUAUGGCGGCUACGGGGCUUACGGGUCCGCUGCGGCCUCUGGAGGCACGCCGGCUGCGAGUUCUUAUCAUGACCCCAAUCAAGGCCACGGCGCGCAGGCGAGCUACUACGGCGGUGCCACUCAGCAGGCUGCAGCGCCGCCACAGCAGCCCGCUCCCGCUGGACCAUCGUCGUACAGCUAUGACAGUUACGGAUACACGGCUGGGGCUGCGCCGAGCGCCGCUGCGGCACCAGCUUCUGCGUACCCAUACGGCAGCGCCGCGACGAGCGCGCAAGCCUCAUGUGCAAACGCGCUGUCUAUCAACUCAUCGGCGUCACCAUCUUCCGCACCUGCGCCGUCCGUGGCUGGAUACAACUCUUACGGCUAUCAAGCCGUUGCCACCGCCUCCGCGCCAUCCCGGCAGCCCGCACCCUCAGCGCCAGGCUCAGCCUAUCCGCCACCACGCGGCACCUCAUCCACAGCUGCGGCGGCCAGUGACCCAUACCCAGCCCCUUCCUCCGCAAGACCUGAGCCGGUGGCGCAGCAACUACCGCCGGAGCCGACUCAGCCGUACAGCGACGCCAUGCUGGGCAGUGGUGCUCGCGGCAACAACCGUCCCUUGCGCGCCUUGGCUCGACAGCCGCCGACGCGCAUUGUGAACGUGUGCUCCGUGCCGAACCCGGAGCGCAGCAUCCCCCGCAAGAGCGGUGCACCGAUCGAGUACUUGACGUGCACGAACGAGCCGCCCUACGCCACUGUCGACUUUCUUGGCCUCGACAACGGCAACGCCAACUCGAAGUUCUUUCGCCCCUCCAUGCUGUGUGCGCCGGGCGAGGAGCGACUUGUGAAGGAUAGUCACAUCCCGUUCGGUGCCAUUCUCUCACCGCUGUGCCAGCCGCUCCACAACAAGGAGGUGGUGCCGCUGGUGAAGCAGCCAAAGCCGCCUGUGCGCUGCCACCGCUGCCGCGGCUACAUGAGCUGUCACGCCCGACUUCUCGAGAUGGGCCGCAAGUGGGAGUGCCCGCUCUGCGAGGUGACCAACGAUGUCAUCGGCGACGACUUGGACGCCGUUGAUGGAAUGGGGCGUCGGGUGAACGCGGCGGAUCACCCGGAAAUGGGCUUCGGGAGUGUGGAGUUCGACGUUGAUGACUUCCCAGAGUACGCGCUGCGCACCGAGGACAACGUUGUGCUGCCCAGUCGGCCGCUGCAUCAUCUGUUUCUCAUCGACAUCUCGCGUGACGCGGGGCAGCGGUUUCUUUCCGACUACGCGGAGGCGAUUAGGGCUGCCCUGCAGCGCAUGGCGGAGCUGACGCCUGAGUGCAAGGUGUCUUUCAUUACAUUCGCCUCGCAGCUGCACUUCUACGACUUCCGCCACCCCGAUAUGCCGCAGAUGUGCGUCCCGGACGUCGAGAACCCGUUUGUGCCGCUGCCCUUCACGGGCCUGUGCUGGAUGGAGGUGGGGGCGGAGCUGGAGCGCCUGGGGGCCUUCCUGAGUCGGCUGCCACGUAUGGCUGCGAACGUGGACGAGUCGGACUGUGCACUCGGUGCUGCGGUGAAGGCGGCAACGCUGGUGUUGGCGGGCCAGCAUGGUGGGCGUGUGAUCAUGUGCGCGAGCCGGCACCCGCAGCGCGGCAUAGGACAAAUCGUGCUUCGCGAGCAGCACAAGCUCUACGGCACCGAUCGCGAGAAGGAGUUGCUGCGACCCAUCGAAGGCUUCUGGACGACCACGGCAACCGCGGCGGCGAGGCAGCAGAUUUCUUUUGACUUGUUCAUGUUCGCCACGGGAUACUGUGAGCUGGUGACGUUGUCCAACGUGUGCCACGUGACGAACGGUCGCGUCUUUCUAUUUAGCAACUACGACCCACUUGUCGAUAACACCAAGGUGAGCGCCUCCAUGCAGCAGCUGCUCACGGAGGAGGCCGGGUACGCUGGCAUUCUGCGCGUUCGGUGCAGCACCGGCCUCCAUGUGCAGCGCUACCGGGGCCACUACCUCUCCCAGACGGUGCAGGACAUGGAUCUGGCCAGCAUCACGGGCGGCUCCACGUUUUUUGUGGAGUUCGCGCACGAGGACCAUCUACCGAAGGACAACUACGCCCAUUUCCAGACCGCGCUGCUGUACACCACUCGCUCUGGGCACCGUCGGGUGCGGGUGCAGUCGUGUCGGCUGCGCGUCGCCUCCUCCUUGACCGUUCUCUUCCGCAACAUGGACCUGGAGGCGAUCCUGUUUGGCUUCAUCCAGGAUAUCAUGGUAGAGGCGGUGAACAAAGGGCCGCAGCAGGCGCGCCAGGGAAUGACGGACCGCCUCAUCAAGGCCUUCUCCUCCUACCGCCAGUACUGCGCUUCGGACAAGUUGAGUGGCGAGUACGAGGACAUCAAGACCGCCGCCCGCGAUAAGAAGAAUACGCUUCUGAUGCCGCCACGGCUGAAGUUGCUCCCGGUCUAUCUGCUCUGCCUGAUGAAGUCCGACGCGCUGACGGAGGGCACCGUUGUGCACAUUGACCACCGCGUGGCCAGCAUAUUCGACCUCGUUGCGAUGCCGGCGUACAAGCUACUCAGCUACCUAUACCCGUCCCUCUACUGCCUGGACGACCUAGAGAGCGACCCGACGAUCGGAACGCUGGACGUGACGACAGGAAAUUGCAUUCUGCCGCAUCAUCGUCAGCUGCUCUUCGACAGCGUAGCGCGAGAUGGCACUUACGCGCUAUGUGACGAGCAAGCGCGGCUUGUGUACAUGUGGAUUGGCGAAAAUGUGCCGCCGAAGAUCGCGAAUACGUUGUUUGGCACCCCUGAUGCAGCAUCCGUGUGUGUAGCCGGAGGGCCAGGCGAGGAGUGCUUCAGCGAGCGCCUGCGCAACGUCCUGUACGCCCUCAUGCUGCGCGAGGAUGGCAUGCGGCGCCUCAUUGUGAUUCACCACGGCGAGCGCUCUGAGGACGCCUUCUUCAAGGAGCUCAAGGAGGAGAUGGGCACGAGCAAGAUGGGCUACGAUGAGUACCUGACACAUCUACACCGCACCAUACAGACGCAUGUGCUAUGA
Molecule: messenger RNA, 3057 nt
Organism: Leishmania mexicana MHOM/GT/2001/U1103
Lineage: Eukaryota; Euglenozoa; Kinetoplastea; Trypanosomatida; Trypanosomatidae
Product: putative protein transport protein Sec24C
Exons: 1
Coding region: 1-3057 (1018 amino acids)
Biological process (GO): endoplasmic reticulum to Golgi vesicle-mediated transport; intracellular protein transport; COPII-coated vesicle cargo loading
Cellular component (GO): COPII vesicle coat; endoplasmic reticulum exit site
Molecular function (GO): SNARE binding; zinc ion binding
Source: RefSeq, a predicted model, not a curated record